CUGCUUGGAGAGCCGCAGCCCUGGCAUCCCAGAUGCUGUUCCCGCCAGGCGCUUUGGGAGGCCAGGGACCAGAGAGACAAAGGCUCAGCGCAGAGCAGAGGAUGGGAAGGGUGGGAGAUAAAUAUGUUAAAGAUUGGGAGGUGUUGAGAGGACGGGGCCCAGCUAAGUACCUUGGAGAGGAUGGAGAGAAAACUGAGGUGAGCUUUGGGCCCGGUGAACGAGAGCAGCAUUAUCUGCACCGACGCCGAGCUGCGCAGCAGAGCCUGGAAGUGAAGCUGCACUUUUCAAGGUGUGCCGCUGACGUCGCUGGCUCCGCCUCACACGUGCUCUGUGUGUGUGUUCGUGCAUGCACACGAAGCCGCAGGGAUGCAUUUUCUCAGGCCUGUUAGAUUUCUAACCCCCUUUCCCAGCCCCUGCUUUGGGCUCUUCCACCCAACUGGGCUUGAGAUCUGGGUCUUGUCAGCCCUGGGGUUGGACAAACUGGACUCUGCAGAAGAUGACGGCAGUGCAAGUGAGAGCACGUUCUCCUCUCGGAGAGAGUACGUGGAGGGGGUGAGUGACCAGGACGUGCUCCUCAUUCACUCCUGCCGCCAGUGGACCACGGUGACGGCCCACAGCCUGGAGGAGGGGCACUACGUCAUCGGGCCCAAGAUCGACAUCCCACUGCAGUACCCAGGGAAGUUUAAGCUGCUGGACCAAGACCGGGACGUGCGGGAACCAGUUCAGUAUUUCAGCAGCGUGGAGGAGGUGGCCAGCAGCUUCCCGGACCGCGUCUUCGUCAUGGAGGCCAUCACCUUCAGCGUGAAGGUGGUGUCCGGGGAGUUCAGCGAGGCCAGCGAGCUCUACAACUUCACGCUGCAGGUGGGCGACGAGCUGACGCUGAUGGGCCAGGCCGAGAUCCUGUGCGCCAAGGGGGCGAAGGAGAAAUGGCGCCUCCCUACCCUCCUGCGCAAGCUGGGCCGGGCGGGCCCCCUGGGCGGCAAGCCGGCGAAGGGCAAGGUGCCCUGCCUGAUCUGCAUGAACCACCGCACCAACGAGAGCCUCAGCCUGCCCUUCCAGUGCCGGGGCUGCUUCAGCACCCGCAGCCCGCUGGAGCUGCAGCUGCGGGAGGGCGAGCACACCAUCCGCAGCAUCAUCGAGAAGGUGCGGCUGCCCGUCAACGUGGCGGUGCCCGGCCGGCCCGCGCGCAACCCCUACGACCUGCACGCCAUCCGCGAGGGCCACUGCUACAAGCUGCUCAGCAUCAUCUCCAAGACGGUGGUGCUCUGCUGCAUCCUGCGCAGGGAGGCCGUGGUGCCCUUCCACUUCCUGCUGCUGAGCGACAUGCCCCGCUUCGCCCUGCCCGAGGGGCUGCUCUGGGGCGACCCCCAGCUGGAGAAGCUGGUACGGGACAGCGCCGCCGUCUGCCAGGAGCACUUCGACCCCGACCAGUACUCCAAAGCCGUGCGGGAGGCCAAGCCCGACCUGGCGGAGGAGUGCGCCAGCCCCCGGCGCCUCCGCCUCAGCCUGCAGGGCUGCGCCCGCGAGGAGCUGGCCCCGGCCUUCCAGCGCCUCUCGCUCUGCAUCUAUAGCGGGGGCUCGGCCCACGCCCCCGAGGACCCCCUGGCAGUGCCCCGCCACGAGCGCUCGGCCCCGGCUGACCUCUCCGACUCGGAGCGGGAGUACGUGACGCCCGACUGGGCAGAGCCCGAGUUCAGGACUCAGGAGCCGCUGGAGAUCCCCUACGAGGAGCUCUGGACCAACCAGAACCCGGAGAACGUCUCGGAGCCCAGCGGCAACCGGCCGGGGCUGGGCAGUGCCAACAAAGGGCAGCGCGACCUCAUGUCCUUCGCCGCCUCCUCUCCGCUGGGCUCCCCGCACCGCCCCGCCCUGCCCAGGGAGGAGCCUGUGGGCGAGAUGCCGCCUCCCGUCCCGCCCAAAUCUCAAGCGGUGAAGGAGGAAUGCCGCCUGCUGAACGCACCCCCCGUCCCGCCCCGGGGCAGCCGGCCCCACGCCACCUCCAGCCCACCGGUCCCCCUGCGCUUCCCAAAGCUCCAGCCGGCUCACUCGCCCAGCCCCAGCCUCUCGUACUACUCGUCCGGGCUGCACGACGCGUCAGGGCCGCGGAGCGGGAGCUGCUCGCCCUCCCCGGACUCCUACUCCCUCUACUGCUACCCCUGCACCUGGGGCGACUGCACGGCCGGGGACUCUGCCGGCCGCCAGCUGCCGGGGCCCCUGCCGCCCAGCACCCAGCCCAGCCAGACGUCCUGGUCGGACCCAUGGGCCUACGCCGACACGGGCCCCAGCGUGGCCAGCGGGCGCUCCACGCCCCUGCUGGGGGGCGACGCCCCCAUCAAGACCUACCACAGCUGCCCCCGCCUCAAGGCCCCCCACCCCCAGAAACGCUUCGCCCCUUUCGGGGCCCUGAACCCCUUCGCCAACCCCGCCUACUCGCCCAGCCCCUCCUCCUCCACCGAGUGGCUGGAGGCCCUGGACUGGCAGAAGCCCCCCUCUGCCCCCACGCCGGAGACCUUCGACCCCUUCGAGAGCGCCUCCCCCGAGUCAGAGCGCUGCUAUAGCCAGGAGGGCCGGGGCCCUGCCCCCCCGCCCCGCCCCCCCAAGAGCCUGGAGACGGAGAGCCUCGUGAUCCGCAGCACGGCACCGCUGUCACCCACCAUCGUGCGCGGGGCCGAGGGCGGCGUCACCCGCGUCUACCUCACGCAGGGCGUCAUCGAGGUGCCGCCGGCGUCGGCCCCACGCAGCGGCCCGGGCGAGAGCGCCAGCCAUGUGCCGGGUGCGCCCCGGCUGAACGGCGACGGCUCCCCCUGGCAGCCGCCCGCCGACCUGGCGGCACUGUCCGUGGAGGAGGUGUCCCGCUGCCUGCGCUUCAUCGGCCUCUCCGAGGACGUGGUGAGCUUCUUCGCCCGCGAGCGCAUCGACGGCAGCAUCUUCGUGCAGCUCCCCGAGGAGAUCCUCGCCGACGACUUCCGCCUCACCAAGCUGCAGGUCAAGAAGAUCAUGCAGUUCAUCAAGGGCUGGCGGCCCAAGAUUUAGUGUGAGGCCUAGAAGUGGCAUGUGGAUGUGGGGCCUGGUUCGUGGACGUGGGCCCCUGAUCGUGGACCUGGGCCAUGGACGUGGGGCCUGGCUGGUGGGCCCAGCCCGUGGACAUGGGACCUGGUUUGUGGACCCGGCCCAUGGAUGUGAGACCCGGCUGGUGGGCCUGGCCCAUGGACAUGGGGCCCGGCUGGUGGGCCUGGCCUGUGGACGCAGGGUCUGGCUGGCGGGUGCAAUCUGUGGGGCUGGGGUGGGCCCUCAUACACUGCCCCAUUCCCUAGGCUGGGCUCUGUGGCUAGACCUGGCUGGUCAGGGUGGGGCCCUGCACAAUGACCCAGUCUGUGGGUGCCAGGCCCACAUGUACAGAUGUGGGGCCUCCAGUGUGCACAGCCCUGCCCAGGGACCGGGGAGCAGCCAGCACAAAGCACCCCGAGGUGUGGGGAGGGCCCUGCCUACCUGGGCCACGCACACGAACACGUGACCAGCACACGGAGCGGCACACGCAUGUCCCCCCCGUGUGUGCCCCUCCACCCCCUGCUGCCCAAGCCGUGGCAAUCAGGCAAUUGGCGUGGUUUGUACUCACACUGGGUCCCACCCAGACCCAGCCACGGGCUCAUGGGCCGGGGACCACCGGGAGCAUUGCUGCAGCUGGCCUGGUUCCCCUGGGGCCCGGGUCCCCUCCACCCCAUUACCCCUUUGCUCGGCGGGGGAUGUAUGGAUCCCAGCUCCGCCUCCCCCCGCCCCACCCCGAUACCAUGCUGCCAUCCUCCCUCUCUGCCCUGAGCCCUCCCUCCAUUCAGCAUGUGCCACCACAGCCUCCCGGGGGCACUGCAGCCCCUAAAUACCCGCCCCAGUCAGUGUCUCCCCUGUGUGCCCAGUAGGGCCCCGAGGCAGCGGGUGCUGGGCCUUAGUGGGCGACGUCUGAGCCCCGGCGUCCGCGGGCUCCGAGCCGCGUCUUUAACCUGCCACCCGCCCCGGCACCACCCGCCCUCAGCCCGGUGCAGGGCCUGCCGCUCGCUCGGCAGCAGCUGGUGCUGGGCACUGCCGUUAACUCGCCUGCCACAGGAGCUGGGGUAUUCAGCGGCCUGCGACUGCUCUCCCCCAACCCCCCCGAGGAGCUUGGCUCCGGCUGGCUCAGGCCAGGCGCUCGGCCGCUCGCCCCAUGUUCGGGGUCACACUGGCUGGCACCGCACUGUCAGCCCCACCGGGCGGGGCCGGGCUUGGGUUCGGUUCCAGUGGUUUAACUUAAUCCUUGUGGAUUAGUGAAAUAAAGAUCCAG
Molecule: messenger RNA, 4312 nt
Organism: Mauremys reevesii (Reeves's turtle)
Lineage: Eukaryota; Metazoa; Chordata; Testudines; Geoemydidae
Gene: GAREM2
Product: GRB2 associated regulator of MAPK1 subtype 2
Exons: 7
Coding region: 367-3033 (888 amino acids)
Source: RefSeq, a predicted model, not a curated record